Racocetra persica is the source of this 154-nucleotide messenger RNA. NCBI's taxonomy places the organism in Eukaryota, Fungi, Glomeromycota, Glomeromycetes, Diversisporales, Gigasporaceae. The record is from the annotation of a GenBank genome assembly.
AUGGAUAGCUCUUUGGAGCAAAAUAUUGAGACAGUUAUCUUUUCACUUCUCGAAAUAAAGAAGAAAAUAAAAGAAGCACCAAAAGAAUCACCGUGUCAUGAUUGUAAUAAACUAAAAGAAAAUUGUAAAAGUGCUUUUAAAAAAUAUAGCAAAG